Opisthorchis viverrini is the source of this 516-nucleotide messenger RNA. RefSeq lists its product as hypothetical. The transcript has 2 exons. NCBI's taxonomy places the organism in Eukaryota, Metazoa, Platyhelminthes, Trematoda, Opisthorchiida, Opisthorchiidae. The coding region runs from base 1 to 516 and encodes 171 amino acids. The record is from RefSeq and is a predicted model, not a curated record.
AUGCUACACCUUUUUUGUGUCAUUCAGAUGAACGACAGCCGCUUAGCGAUAAGAGUGAAACCAACCCGAAAAACUUGGAAUGGCUGCCCGUCGAACGUCAAACGAAGUAUGCAAUGCCACGCCUGCAAGGCCUGGUGGCAUUUCAAAUGCACGGGUUUACAGGACGACCAGAUAAGCCGACUAGCCAACUCUCCUGAUCCGUUUGUCUGUGCCAGCUGCCUCUACGUCAAGGGUGCAAUGCAUACCGUAGCGAAGAGAGUAGUCCCCCGAAACGGUACCCAAUCCCCAGUGCAGAUGCCGAAAGACCACUGCCAGUGUUCCGCUUUAAUCGGGAUACUCGACGCGAAAUUAGAGCCGAGCAUUCUGCCCCGCGCUGAGAACAUAAAGAGCAGUGCUACACCCUUUUUUCACUUGUGCCUUUCAGGUGAACGACAGCCACUGACCGACAAGAACAAAACCGACCCAGGAAAUUUGGGCAAAAGCCUCGAUCCUGUGUAUCAAUCCGUGAAUCCGUGA